GAGCGCUUCCAUCAGCACACACGAACGACAUGGUCAGCGCUGAAGCAAAGCAGAUUGUCGUCGUUGGCGGCAGUUAUGGCGCACUCAAGCUCGCUCACGAGUCCAUCAGAUCAUUCGCGGUCAAACAGCCCGAUCAAUGGCACGUACAUAUCAUCUCUGCCUCGACUGAGUUCUGGCACUCAAUAGGCACGCCAAGAGGUAUACUGCCGGCAGGCGGUCAUACCAUAGACGACUCGUUCCUUCCACUCGAGAAGGGCUUCAAACAGUACAAGCCUGAACACUACACAAUUACCUAUGGUACAGUCACCUCCAUCGAUGACAACGCACGGUCAGUGCAUGUCAAGACGCAGACUGGCGAGCAAGAUGUCGCGUAUUACGCGCUCAUCUUGUCUCCUGGCGUUCUAUCCAAAUCACCUUUGUUCAGCUAUCAUGACGGCUCAAAGUCGCUUCGAAAGGCGUAUGAAGACGCAUGGCAGGCGAUUCCCAAAGCAAACAGUGUCCUGAUUGCUGGCGGCGGCGCAACCGGUACAGAAACAGCAGGCGAGAUCGGCGUCCGUUAUCCCGACAAGAAAGUCGCAAUUUACUCGGGCGCCGAGCGCCUGCUGCCUUCGAUUCCCGCUAAAUUUGGAUCCAAAGCUGCUCAACAGCUCCAGCGACUCGGCGUCGAGGUCGUUCACACCGUCCGGAUCAAAGAGUUCACAAAGUCGGACCAGGGUUACACGGUGCACUUUGAUGACGGCUCGUCUCGCUCGUUUGACUAUGUCAUCGACGCUACCGGUCGCUUACCCAAUACAUCCUUCAUCCCGGCCAAGGCUCUCAAUGCGAAGAAGGCGAUUAUCGUCGAUGACUUCUUUCGCGUUCCCGCUCUGGGCGAACGAGUUUAUGCAAUCGGCGAUGCUACCAGGGACGCCGGUCUGGUCGCUCUCAUGUCUACCGCGCCCGUCUUGAUCGGUACGAUCAAACACGAUUUCGGGGGCGGCAAAGCGCCGAAGCCCUACAAGGGUCCGAUGAAUAUGAUGCUCGUGCCGAUUGGACCCAACGGCGGCGUUGGUCAUGCAUUCGGUUGGAACAUGCCGAGCUUCCUCGUCAAGCAAGCAAAGGCCAAGGGCUUCUUCUGGGAGAAGUUUGAGCCAGCUUUGCUCGGCAACGACUAGGCUUCCUGUGUCUACUAGCGUGUUGUCCUUCUUGGUACAAGCUGCUUGACUCAGUAGCGCCACAGUGAGCUGUGUCCUCGAAGUGUAGCGCUGUGAUGCACGUUGAUGGCCCACGCCUGCCGAUCAACUUGACCAAUCUUGCGCUUGCCAGUACUGCUCGAACGAGACGGUGCCCACGGACGGAUCAAUGCCAUAGCGACGCAAGCA
This is a messenger RNA of Mixia osmundae IAM 14324, 1361 nucleotides long. RefSeq lists its product as uncharacterized. The transcript has 2 exons. The record is from RefSeq and is a predicted model, not a curated record. Lineage: Eukaryota; Fungi; Basidiomycota; Mixiomycetes; Mixiales; Mixiaceae. Gene Ontology annotation, cellular component: cytoplasm. Gene Ontology annotation, molecular function: flavin adenine dinucleotide binding; electron-transferring-flavoprotein dehydrogenase activity. Bases 30 to 1154 code for a protein of 374 amino acids.